Messenger RNA from Hemibagrus wyckioides, 2367 nucleotides. RefSeq names its product ankyrin repeat domain-containing protein 10-like. The record is from RefSeq and is a predicted model, not a curated record. Gene Ontology annotation, molecular function: protein binding. Bases 338 to 1276 code for a protein of 312 amino acids. The transcript is spliced from 6 exons. Lineage: Eukaryota; Metazoa; Chordata; Actinopteri; Siluriformes; Bagridae.
UCACCCCUCCCCCCCGUCUUCUGUUCGAUCGCUGCUGCUGAAGUUCCGUGUGUGUCUCGCGCUCUUGUUUUUUUUUUUAAUCGGAGCGUGGGAUGGGGUGCACGAGCGAGUGAGCAACCCCUCCUCACCCCCCUCACAUCGAACCGAACCGAACCGGACUUAUUAUCAUUUUUUGGUUGUUGUGUUCGUUUAAUUCGGAUCUGUGGGCCGUAGGAAGAGACUGGGGCUUUCCCUCUCGGUGCGUGCGUGCGUGUGAGUGUGUGUGUCUGUGUGUGUGUGUGUGAGAGAGAGAGAGAGAGAGAGAGAGAGAGAGAAAGAAAGAGAAAGAGAGAGAGAGAUGUCGGUGGCAGGAGAGUGCGGCUUCUCCAGCGAGGAGGUGCUGAGCGUGCGCUUCCCGCUGCAUCGCGCGUGCAGGGACGGUGACGUGCUCGCGCUCCACUCGCUGCUCCACAGCGAUACACACCGAGCUGGUCUGCUGUCCGAGGACUCCUUCUACGGCUGGACACCCAUUCACUGGGCCGCUCACUUCGGCAGGCUGGAGUGUGUGAUGCAGUUAGUGCAGGCGGGUUGUGGGGUGAACUCCUCCACAUCACGUUUCGCUCAGACUCCGGCUCACAUUGCAGCGUUCGGUGGACACCCGCAGUGCCUGAUGUGGCUCCUGCAGGCUGGUGCUGACCUCAACAGGCAGGACUAUGUUGGAGAAUCCCCCAUUCACAAGGCGGCGCGUGCGGGUAGUGCUGAGUGUAUUAACGCUCUCCUGAUCCAGGGAGCGAAAGCUGACUUGAGGAACGCUAGUGGACUGACUGGAGCUGACCUAGCCCACGCCCAGGGCUUCGGAGAGUGCGCUCAACUGCUGUCCAACGCCCAGAACCAGCAACAGCUCAGCCGUUUUAACGGCUUCUCCUCCAAUAGCUCUGUGGAGCAGACCCGUGGCUUCCUUAACGGCACACCCAGUAGAAAGCGGUCGCUCGAUUGCAUCGAGUCCAGUCAGUUUAAAAAGGCCAGAACCAGCGCUGCAGAUCUGGACCUUCAGAUGAAGCUGAUGAACGGGAUGAACAGCUCUGGCCCAGAGAACCUGAUGGACAUGACGCACAUGGAGUUCGGACCAGCACUGAGCAGCACCACAGGAAACACUGGUGUGAGCGAGAACGGCAGCAUGAUACUCAGUGGAUUCGGAGAUGCCGAAGAGAACAUGGAGGACAAGAAGCCGGGUGGUUCUGAGGAGCAGUACAACCACACGUUCUUCCACACCGUGCACCUCUUCCACGGGUCUUAGAGAGAGAGAGAGAGAGAGAGAGAGAUGCCAAACAUCUUUAGUUAAGAGUAGGGAUGCAUCGAAACCAACAUCUGAUACCAUGACACUAAUGAACUGACCUCCAUCUGAAGCAUUUUAAAUAUUGCGUCUAUGAGUGUAGAGCAGAGAGAUCACUUCAUAUCUACAAGUACUGAGCACUGUGACACUUCUCUUCUUCCUUUCCCCUCUCAGCAUUCUACCAAACAGAGCUAAAUACACUAUAUUGCCAAAAGUUUUGGGACAUCUGCCUUUACAUGCACAUGAAUGUAAUAUGGAGUUGUCCCGCCCUUUGCAGCUAUAACAGCUUCAACUCUUCUGGUCAGGCUUUCCACAAGGUUUAGGAGUGUGUUUAUGGGAAUUUUUGACCAUUCCUCUAGAAGCGCAUUUGUGAGGUCAGGCACUGAUGUUGGACGAGAAGGUCUGGCUCACAGUCUCCACUCUAAUUCAUCCCAAAGGUGUUCUAUGGGGUUGAGGUCAGGACUCUGUGCAGGUCAGUCAAGUUCCUCCACACCAAACUCACUCAUCCAUGUCUUUAUGGACCUUGCUUUGGUCACUGGUGUGCAGUCAUGUUGGAACAGGAAGGGGUCAUCCCCAAACUGUUCCCACAAAGAGCAUGAAAUUGUCCAAAAUGUCUUGGUAUGAAGCUGAAGCAUUAAGAGUUCCUUUCGCUGGAACCCUUGUCCAACCCCUGAAAAACAAUUCAGUGAUUUGGAGGGGUGUCCCAGAACUUUUGGCAAUAUAGUGUAUUUAAAACUGUGAUGUUCCUGAGUGAUUAAUACUAGCUUGUUAACUCGUUUCUGUGUCAGUGUUGAUAGCAGUACCUAAAACCCCCUUUUCUCAUACUGGAAAAACAUGUUAUCGAUGCAUCCUUCCUCCAGAGGAUAUGAUGGAGUGCGCUACUUAUUUCCACGCAGUCUGUAUGAAUCACACAGAGUGUUUCUGCGUAACAGCACAUCAGUAUUCCUCUCGAAAUAAUAAGGGAUUUUAGAUAAGACUUUGUUUAUUUUUAUUUUUUGCCUUGUAUUGCUUUUUAUUCACUGUUCAAUCCAAAUAAAACUCGUUUUCCCUGACCG